This is a messenger RNA of Lachnellula hyalina, 2709 nucleotides long. It is a transcript of the gene utp4, whose product is annotated as U3 small nucleolar RNA-associated protein. Gene Ontology annotation, molecular function: RNA binding; protein binding. Gene Ontology annotation, biological process: maturation of SSU-rRNA from tricistronic rRNA transcript (SSU-rRNA, 5.8S rRNA, LSU-rRNA). The record is from RefSeq and is a predicted model, not a curated record. NCBI's taxonomy places the organism in Eukaryota, Fungi, Ascomycota, Leotiomycetes, Helotiales, Lachnaceae. Gene Ontology annotation, cellular component: 90S preribosome; t-UTP complex; small-subunit processome. Bases 1 to 2709 code for a protein of 902 amino acids. The transcript has 2 exons.
AUGGAUGUCCACCGUUGUCGAUUCGUUCCUUACCCUCCCUCGACAAUCAAUGCGCUCGCUUUUUCCCAUUCCCAUAUCGAAGAGGACCAGAAAACUGCCCCUCCAAGGCUUGCAGUGGGGCGCGCAAAUGGAGAUAUUGAAAUAUGGAAUCCGCUAGAUGGUUCAUGGCUGCAGGAGACGGUGAUACGCGGGGGAGAAGACAGGAGCAUUGAUGGGCUUGUAUGGACGCAGGACCCGAAUGAGGAGGUACAUGGGAUCACAAUCAUUGGAAAGUCGAGGCUUUUCAGCAUUGGAUAUACUACAACGGUUACGGAGUGGGAUCUGGAGAAGGGAAAGCCUCUACGCCAAGCAAGUGGGAACCAUGGGGAGAUUUGGUGUCUUGCUGCUCAGCCAGCUCUUGCGCCAGUCAAGGAUGAAGCAGAUGGAGCCCCAACAGGUCCAUGGCCAGGACAACGUCUUAUUGCGGGCUGCACAGAUGGAGCGCUGGUGUUGUACUCCACCAAGGAUGAGGACCUUCAAUUACAAAAGCUUCUGACUAGGCCUUCUUCUAAAAAAGCCAAGAUUAUCAGUGUCACUUUUCAGAAUCGAAACACUGUCGUCGCAGGCUGCUCUGACAGCACAAUUCGCAUAUACGAUAUUCGAUAUGGUACAAUGUUGAGGAGUAUGACAUUGGGUGUUGGACCUACAGGAGGGCCAAAGGAGAUACUCAUCUGGUCUAUUAAGGCUCUGCCGGACGGAACAAUUGUAUCUGGCGACUCUACUGGAGAGCUGAGAAUAUGGGAUGGCAAAACCUACACGUUUAUGCAGAGGGUAAAGAGCCACAAACAGGACAUCCUCAGUCUGGCAACGAGCUCUGAUGGUACAACAAUCGUCAGCGGUGGUAUGGAUAGGAGGACUGUAGUAUACAAGCAGAUUGGGAAAGGAAGGAUGCGAUGGGCGGAAGUUUCGCACAGGAGAUAUCAUAACCAUGAUGUGAAGACGAUGGCAAGUUUCGAAGGCAAGGGAAUAAGCUGUGUGGUAUCUGGAGGUCCCGAUGCUUCUCCUACCGUCUUGCCUCUCAGUCAGUUUGGAUUUGAGAACCAAAGGGCGCUACCAUUCCUUCCUCAGGAAUCCCCGAUCCAAGGUGUACCAAGGAAAAGGCUCAUGAUGAGCUGGUGGAAUAGAGAAGUGCAGAUUUGGCGUCUUACGAAACUGUCAAAACCCCAGCCCGAAACCGAAGAUUCCGAUGAAGAACCAACAACCCAAAAUCGCAAAUUAGUAGCCAAGAUUCUGAUCAGGGGCGAAGCAAACAUCACAUCUGCAUCCAUGAACGUGGAUGGCAGUCUCCUGGCUGUUUCUACCGCUUCAGAUAUCAAAAUCUUUCAACUUAACCCGAAGAGAGCAGAGGAAGGCGAGGGACUUAGGAUUUCCAAAGUCACUGUCCCGUCAUCAUUCUCAUUCAGAGCACGACUUAUUCAAUUCUCACCCGAUGGAAAAUGGCUCUUAAUUGUCCGACCAGAUAGUAACGUCACGGUAGCACGAAUCACUCCAGGCAGCUCUUCCACGUCAUCUACUAUCCACCCUCGACUCUCAAGACUAAGCCGCAUAGACCGACGAAUCGAAAAAUUUGUCCUCCUAGGCGGUCUUGGCAGCUAUGAAAGAACAAUCACCCAAACUGCAUUUUCCUCAGAUAGCAGGAUUAUAGCGGUCAGCGACCUAGCUGGUUACAUCGAUACCUUCGUUCUAGCUGGCGACGAAGACCUCACGCUCGACGAGACUAACUCAGAUUCAGACGCCGCGUCAUCAUCAGAUUCCUCCAUCUCCGACUCAGAUUCUGAUGAUGAAGAAGAAGCAAAACCAAAGCCCAUCUUCGGCCAACAUUGGACACGCAAUCCCCUCGCCUCUUCCCUCCCCCAACUCCGAUCCACACCAGUCAUCCUCUCUUUCCGCCCCUCAGCGUCAGCACACAGUAGUCUCCCUCCAACAAACAUCGCAUCCCCACACCCCACAAGGAACAACCCGCAUCCCAUUUCCCACGAGCUCCCAGCAGGCGAAGACCGCCUUUUAAUCACAACCGCCACAUCCGACGUGUUCGAAUUCGAAGUCCUGAAAGGCGGGCUCAGUGCCUGGUCACGCCGUAAUCCUUCCAAUGUCUUCCCAGAGGAGUUCAGGAACACGUUGGAUCUAGCGCGGGGAUGUGUUUGGGAUAUUUCCGAAUCCAAAGAACGGGUUUGGAUCUGGGGUGUUAGUUGGUUGUGGAUGUUUGAUUUAUCACGGGAUCUACCUGCUCCUAGCAGCGAGGAGGUAAACGGUGAAGAGAAGGACAGUAAGCUUAUUGGCAAGAAACGCAAACGCAAGGCUGCCGGUGGCACAAUCCCGGACUCGAAACUUGGCACUGGUAUCUCUCGUAAGAUGCAGAAGAUUGUGCAUGAAGAGGUUGACGAGAGCCAUGCAUUAGUCAAGGAAGUCUCAGAUGACGACGAGGAAGACGAAUCUUCCACGGCUCUCGAGCGCUUGCGGAGAGAGAACAGCUCCAAGAGCGAUGGGGAGGGCAAAGCAGCUUUCUGGCAUACGAGUAAAUAUAGGCCGAUAUUGGGCAUGGUGCUCAUUGGGGAGGAAGGGGAAGCUGGGCCGGAAGUUGCACUUGUGGAGCGGCCGAUCUGGGAGGCUGAUUUACCGCCGCGGUAUUAUGGGGAUCAGGAGUGGGAGAAGAGUGGUGUUGAGCUCUGA